AUGGAUGAUUUCCUCUCUAUUAGUAUGCUGUCUCUCGCUAUGUUGGUGGGAUGUUACGUGGCUGGAAUCAUUCCCUUGGCUGUUAAUUUCUCAGAGGAGCGACUAAAAUUGGUGACUGUUUUGGGUGCCGGCCUUCUCUGUGGAACUGCUCUGGCAGUCAUCGUGCCUGAAGGAGUCCAUGCACUUUAUGAAGAGAUUCUUGAGGGAAAACACCACCAAGCAAGUGAAACUCAGAAUGUGAUUGCAUCAGACAAAGCAGAAGUACCAGUUGUCCAUGAGCAUGAGCACAGCCAUGAUCACACCCAGCUGCAUGCCUACAUCGGUGUUUCCCUUGUACUGGGCUUCGUUUUCAUGUUGCUGGUGGACCAGAUUGGUAGCUCCCGUGUACAUGCUGCUGAUGAUCCAGAAGCAACAAGACCCAGCAAUUCCAAAAUCACCACCACACUGGGACUGGUCGUCCAUGCUGCAGCUGAUGGUGUUGCUUUGGGAGCAGCAGCUUCUACUUCACAGACUAGCGUCCAGUUAAUUGUGUUUGUGGCAAUAAUGCUACAUAAGGCACCAGCUGCAUUUGGGCUGGUCUCCUUCUUGAUGCACGCUGGCCUGGAGCGAAACCGAAUCAGGAAACACCUGCUGGUCUUCGCACUGGCGGCGCCGGUGAUGUCCAUGGUAACAUACCUGGGACUGAGUAAGAGCAGUAAAGAAGCCCUUUCAGAGGUCAAUGCCACUGGAGUGGCCAUGCUUUUCUCUGCCGGGACAUUUCUUUACGUUGCCACAGUACAUGUCCUCCCUGAGGUGGGCGGAAUGGGCCACAGUCACAAGUCCGACGCUCCUGCAGGGAAAGGCCUCAGCCGCUUGGAAGUGGCCGUCCUGGUCCUGGGUUGCCUCAUCCCACUCAUCCUGUCAGUAGGCCACCAGCACUAAGUGUUCAGGUUCCAGCCUCUGUCCAUGGCUGUUUGCCAUCCAGUGGGAACAGCCAGCACAUGACAGCUCCUCACUUCUUCAGUCUCAUGUCUCACCUUGCCCACCUUCACCUGUAUUCCUAGAGACUGGAGGGAGGUGAGAUUCACAAUUGGAGUAACAGAAAAGCUUUUAGGGUAGAAACAACACAUCGCGAUUCAAUAUAGACAUUCCCUUGUGUUGUCUUUUAAAAGGGCCUUGACAUUUUGAGUUUUGAUGUUUCUCUUAACCCUAUUCUCAGGGAAGAUGGAAUUAGUUCUAAGGAAAAGUAGAGAACUUCAUACUCACAAUGAGAUAGUAAUUAUGACAGUACAGUGUUCCAUAAUUAAGCUAGAUCUCUUUCUUCUUAGUUUAGAGGCUCUGCCACUUUGUCCAUUGAUUUUUAACAUGACUCUCACCGUGUCGGACUGGCGCUUUUGGCAUCUAUGCUACAUGCCUUGAUGGAA
Messenger RNA from Chrysochloris asiatica (Cape golden mole), 1403 nucleotides. RefSeq names its product solute carrier family 39, member 9 (gene SLC39A9). The transcript is spliced from 7 exons. The record is from RefSeq and is a predicted model, not a curated record. Gene Ontology annotation, molecular function: metal ion transmembrane transporter activity. The coding region runs from base 1 to 921 and encodes 306 amino acids. Gene Ontology annotation, biological process: transmembrane transport; zinc ion transport. Lineage: Eukaryota; Metazoa; Chordata; Mammalia; Afrosoricida; Chrysochloridae. Gene Ontology annotation, cellular component: membrane.